Molecule: messenger RNA, 1868 nt
Organism: Monomorium pharaonis (pharaoh ant)
Lineage: Eukaryota; Metazoa; Arthropoda; Insecta; Hymenoptera; Formicidae
Gene: Cdk7
Product: cyclin-dependent kinase 7
Exons: 5
Coding region: 208-1224 (338 amino acids)
Biological process (GO): protein phosphorylation; positive regulation of transcription by RNA polymerase II
Cellular component (GO): transcription factor TFIIK complex; cytoplasm; nucleus
Molecular function (GO): cyclin-dependent protein serine/threonine kinase activity; RNA polymerase II CTD heptapeptide repeat kinase activity; ATP binding
Source: RefSeq, a predicted model, not a curated record
AAUCCAUUAGAAUCUAGAUCGCUGGUGUGUGGCCACAGGCCACAGGUUUCUCUUUCUAGUUAAAUGUUCUCAUGUUUUUUGUUAAUAUAUGUAAACACGCGUUGUUCAAUGUUAUCGAGAAAAUUGAAAUAUUAUAUGACACGUGUCAUUUAAGAAUUGAAUUAUUAGGAAAAAGAACCUCACAAGGAAAAUAGAUUUUCGUCGAUAAUGACAGAGAAAGUGCGAAGAUACGAGAAAAUCGACUUUUUAGGUGAAGGACAGUUUGCCACGGUUUACAAGGCAAGGGAUGUAGAAACAAAUAAAAUUGUAGCUGUGAAAAAGAUUAAAGUCGGAAGUCGUGCAGAAGCUAGAGAUGGCAUAAACCGAACUGCUUUACGAGAAAUUAAACUGUUGCAAGAAUUAAAGCAUGACAAUAUCAUUGGCCUAUUAGAUGUUUUUGGUUAUAAAUCAAACGUGUCAUUGGUAUUCGACUUUAUGGACACUGAUCUAGAAGUGAUAAUAAAAGAUAGCAAUAUAGUUUUAACCGCAGCCAAUAUAAAAGCAUACAUGAUUCAAACUCUACAAGGCCUAGACUACCUUCACUUCAAUUGGAUACUUCAUAGAGAUUUAAAGCCGAAUAAUUUAUUGGUGAAUUCAGAAGGUGUUCUCAAAAUAGGAGAUUUUGGCCUGGCAAAAUUCUUUGGGUCACCCAACCGGAUAAACACUCACCAAGUGGUCACAAGAUGGUACAGAGCGCCUGAAUUACUAUAUGGCGCUAGACUUUAUGGAACUGGAAUUGACAUGUGGGCAGUGGGCUGUAUAUUGGCUGAGCUUCUGUUGCGAGUGCCAUUCUUGCCUGGGGAAUCCGAUUUAGAUCAACUCACUAAGAUAUUUCAAACGUUAGGCACUCCGACGGAAGAAACAUGGCAAGGAAUGACUGAAUUGCCAGACUUUAUUCAAUUCAAACCCUUUCCUGGCAUGCCUUUGAAGCACAUAUUUACUGCUGCCGCUGAUGAUCUUCUGGAUUUAAUUGCUAGUCUCUUGAAUGUGAAUCCACUGGAAAGGUGUACAUGUGAUCAAGCGUUGCAAAUGCCAUACUUUAGUAAUAAACCCGCACCCACAGAAGGCCCUAAACUGCCUCUACCUACAACUGUUAAACGUCAACGUGAAGAGAAACCUAGUCUGAAACGAAAAUUGUUAGAAUCGAUAGAAGGAGCCUCUUUAGCUAAAAGAUUACAAUUUUAAUUGUGAUUUAAUGUCGGAAUAAGUAGACGAAAUGAAAAAUUGCUACCUCGAUACGAGAGUACCAAUGAAUACCUUUUGAAAGAUCAAAGAAACAGAUUCUUUUAUUGUGAUAAUGUAUGUCGAAGUAUCGUUUAUAUAUAUAUAUAUAUAUAUAUAUAUAUAUAUAUAUAUAUAUAUAUAUAUGUAAUGUAGUAAAUAAUUUUGUAAUUCGAAUUAUACCUAUUUAUAUACUACAUACAAAAGCAUAAAUCACGAUAUUUUCGUUAAUCAAUGAUAAAAAAUUAAGAGUGAGAAAUUCAUAUAACCGGCAGUAAUAAUAUAAUAUUGGAAAACAAUAUUAUGUUACAAUAUCUUUAUUAACUUAUAUUUCAUGAAUAAUCUGAAUUUUAUCAAAAGCCUCUCACCGAACUCACUACAAUCCUGCCAAUGCACUUUUUUUUUAGAUAAUGGCCAAUGUGAUUGUAUUGUAUCAAAAUUGCUUCUAUCAUCGGUGCACAUUUGUAUCCAAUUAGUGUACAUACAUGAAAUUAUAAAUCAAUACCGUUGGGCAAUAUAAUAAAGAUACAAUUUAAUAUAAGAUUAUUCUUUUUAUUAUAUUAAUGUAUAUGUUAAAAUAAAUCAGCCACAUGCAGAUAUAAUGAAUA